AUGGACGACUUAACGUUGAGAAGUCACAUGCGAAGCUACGAAGCCAGGACACCAGCACCUAACCGAGGAGCAUGUGAUAAAGGAAGACACAGAUAUUGUUAUCAAGAGAUUCGCAACAGGGAAGGGGCUACAACGGGUUUUACGGGAAGAUGGACCGACAAAUUAAAAGAUGCGAAUAUCUCGCAGCUAUGGCCAAGAAUAAGCAAGCAUAGGAAAGCAGUAUAUGCGGACCUCUCUAGCAACCAGCAGGAGGAUUACAACUGGAAGGCAAUUCUCGACUGCAUUGCAGACCAUGCAUUGGAAGUACAGGAGCUCCGGAUAGGAAACAAUACAAACACCAAAGUAGUUUGGACCAACGACAAGUGGAGAGAGCUGGUGAAGGACGGCUUAAGUGGGGCAUGGAACGACGUGGCAAAGGGGCAAGGCCUCCUAAGCGCCAUAGCAUGUGUGAUAAUGGCAUUAUUGACUGAUGAUUCAGCAAGCCCCUCAGGAACGAAUCGAACCGAGGGCCCUUGUGCAAAUAUCCUGGAGCAGGUCAAGUUACAAUUAAGGAAAAAAGAAGCAGGGAACACCCCGGAGGAAAUAAUAACCAUUAGUCAAUUUCUAGACCAGAUUGAGGAGUCCAACGCCGACGAGCAGGGUAGGUUGGAUGGUUUAGGAUUUCUAUUAAGCAUCGCUUAUGGUUUAAGCCAAUGUUGUGAGUAUAAGAAGGGAUUAACAUUGGGGAAUCUACUACUAAAAGGAAGUUGGGACUUGAGGAGUCUUCCUCCAUGUUAUUUUCAGGGGGCAACGUUGGUGUGUGCAGCUUCAAACAAGGGAGGCCAAGGGAUGAAGGUGAAUAUCUGGAACAACACAGACAGGUUAAGGGUAACCCGCACCAGGAGAAGGGGAGCAAAAGCCUUAGUCCUAAAGGAAGGAGACAGCGAAAGAGAACUAAUGACGACAACCAGCACUUAUGAGAGCCAAAAGGCCCCCCACUUACCAAACGAAAAAAACCAAGAGAAAAAAAGAGACAACAGAAAUAACAGUGAGCAGGUAGUGGGACAACAACCCACCCCAGCACCGAUGAGUCCCCAAGGCCUAGAGGGUACCUCCGGGACACAGCCAGCCGGAGUCCGGAAUGGCGACGAUCAAGCAGAACAGCCGGAAGCCGCAAGGACGGAAGAUGUUGACCAGCGCCAGGAUCCAGACGCCAUCGGAAUCAGGCAAGGACCAAGUGACGACGUGCAAUCAAAAACAAACUCCCAGGGCCCGACGGAACAUGGAGGACAUAAUGAAGGGAAGGAGGGGGGGCUUAAGCCUGCGUCCUCCAACCGAGGCAGGGAGAGGGGGGGAAGCCUCAGGACUAGGUCGAAAUUCAGGGAACAAUCGGUGAAGGAACAAACCGUGGACGAAGAAGGACAGGGCGAAGAAAGGGGAGUUGAGGGGGGGCCAUGA
Messenger RNA from Plasmodium inui San Antonio 1, 1437 nucleotides. RefSeq lists its product as hypothetical. NCBI's taxonomy places the organism in Eukaryota, Apicomplexa, Aconoidasida, Haemosporida, Plasmodiidae. The transcript has 2 exons. Bases 1 to 1437 code for a protein of 478 amino acids. The record is from RefSeq and is a predicted model, not a curated record.